Messenger RNA from Camellia sinensis, 3359 nucleotides. Its product is annotated as CLEC16A-like protein. The record is from RefSeq and is a predicted model, not a curated record. Lineage: Eukaryota; Viridiplantae; Streptophyta; Magnoliopsida; Ericales; Theaceae. Gene Ontology annotation, biological process: regulation of autophagosome maturation; endosomal transport; vacuolar transport. Gene Ontology annotation, cellular component: Golgi apparatus; late endosome.
CAAGCCUUUAUGCUUUCUGUCGUAUUCUCAUUAUUACAUAGUCCCAAUCUAUGUUUCUAUUUCUUCAAUCUUCGCCUGAGACCUCCCUUGACGCGAGCGCGCACACACGUACGCACAUACGGAUACAUACAGAUUAACAGUGACGUCUUCUCUCUUGCAUAACCCUUCUCAUCAAACCCUAAAUCUCUCUCUUUCAAUUUUGAAGCUUCGGUUGAGACACUUGUUCGCCAUUGGCGAUUCGUUCUCGAAGCACCGAUCGAAAGGUGGAGAAGUUUUUGGCUGUGUUUAAUAAAUCAAUACCUUGUUGAGAAGAAUGGAUUCUUGAUUUGAAGUCAGUGAAUAAGAAUGCAUUUCAAUUCGGAGAAGCUCUGAUCAUCCCAAUCAUGUGGUUUUCCUUCUGGAAAUCUAGAGAUCGUUUCUCUUUGGAUGAGCUCAGGUAGAUAUCUAACUGAUCAGUUGAUGAGGGUUCAACUUGUUAAUGAAGUUAACAAGGAUUUUGUCAUUGAGGCACUGAGAUCGAUUGCAGAGUUGUUAACUUAUGGAGACCAGCAUGAUUCGGCUUUUUUUGAGUAUUUCAUGGAGAAGCAGAUCAUGGGGGAGUUUGUACGUAUACUAAAGAUUAGUAGAACUGUUACUGUGUCUCUUCAGUUACUCCAAACAAUAAGUAUUAUGAUCCAGAACCUCAAAAGUGAACAUGCUAUCUAUUAUAUGUUCAGUAAUGAACAUAUUAACUACCUUAUUACUUAUUCCUUUGACUUCCGCAAUGAAGAGCUAUUGUCUUACUACAUAUCCUUUUUAAGAGCAAUUAGUGGAAAGUUGAACAGGAAUACAAUUUCUCUGCUUGUGAAGACGCAGAAUGAUGAAGUUGUAGCUUUUCCACUGUAUGUUGAGGCAAUACGAUUUGCUUUCCAUGAAGAGAGCAUGGUUCGAACAGCUGUACGUGCUUUGACACUCAAUGUUUAUCAUGUUGGAGAUGAAUGUGUGAAUAAAUAUGUCAGCAGCGCCCCUCAUGCAGAUUAUUUUUUGAACUUGGUUAAAUUUUUCCGAGAACAGUGCAUGAUUUUAAAUGCAUUGGUCUUGGAUGCUUCAAAGAACAGCGGUCCAGAAUCAACUCCUACCAUUUUUUCUGCUGUAGAUGAAAUUGAAGACAAUCUCUACUAUUUUAGUGAUGUUAUUUCUGCCGGGAUUCCUGAUGUUGGGAGGUUAAUAACAGGCAGCAUUUUGAAGCUUUUGAUUUUUCCGUUGCUUCUUCCUUCGUUGAGGAGGGAAGCAGUUGAUGGAAUGAAGAUUGGGCCCGUUACUUCUCUGUAUUUACUUUGUUGCAUUUUACGCAUAGUUAAAAUAAAAGAUUUGGCAAAUACUGUUGCUGCCACUCUUUUCUGUCCUCUAGAAGCUUUUAUUCCAUGUUCUGAAGCCAAACAAAAUGGCCAUGUAUCUGGUUAUGGUUUUCCUCAUGAAAACCAAAAGCCAGACAAUGACAAUCAUUGUCCCCCUAAGGUGCUUCAUGGAGGUUUAAUGGUUACCAUACAAAACUCAUCUAGUUCUUCAGAAACUCACUUGGAAGAUGAUGUCUUACAACAUCAUUUUAAUGGUUCACAGUCCGCUUUAAGGGAGGCUUUGCUUUCUUAUAUUACCAAUGGUGAUGAUGUUCAAGUUUUUGGUUCCUUGAGCAUGUUGGCUACAUUGUUACAAACGAAAGAACUGGAGGAAUCAAUGUUAGAUGCCCUUGGAAUUCUUCCACAACGCAAACAACAUAAAAAACUCUUGCUGCAAGCUUUGGUGGGUGAGGGCUCAGGUGAAGAGCAACUUUUUUCUUCGGAGAGUAGCUCAAUGAAAGAUGGAAUCGCUAGUGAACUAGAUAGCUAUUUACAAAAGCUAAAGGAUCAGUAUGGAUUGUCAUGUUCUUGUCCAGAAGUUGGAGUGAGCCCUCGUGUACACAGAUUUCAGGUGCUCGAUGCAUUGGUCCGUCUUUUCUGCCGGUCAAAUAUUUCUGCAGAAACGUUGUGGGAUGGUGGUUGGCUUUUUCGGCAGUUGCUUCCUUAUAAUGAAGCCCAAUUUAAUAGUCGUCAUCUCAAAUUGCUCAAAUCUCUUCGUGUACAGUGUUCAUAUAAGAACUGCACUAGUGAUCUUCUAGCAGAGGCUAGAGGAACCUGGCCCGACCUACUUAUAACAUUCCUUUGUGAUGAGUGGAGAAAGUGCAAAAGAGCAAUUGAGGCUUCAUCUCCUCGAAGAGAGCCCAAGUGUUCGCUAUUUCCAUCACGAAAGCCUUCUUUUGAAGAACCUAUUCCUGGUGAAUUGUCUUUUCCUGCUGGUGAGAGAAUGUGCGAGUUGGUGAAGGUGUUUGUACUUCUUCAUCAAGUCCAAAUUUUCUCCAUUGGUGGUGCUGUGCCUGAUCAACCCUGUAUCCACCCUGCGGUGGAUAUCCCUGAAAUGUCCCGUGCAAAAACUGCUGGUCUGGAUGCUUUUGGUCCAAAACAAGGUGCCGAAUUAAAACUUGCUGAUGCAGUGCCUUGUAGAAUUUCAUUUGAGAGGGGUAAAGAGCGCCAAUUUUGCUUUCUAGCAUUAUCUUUGGGAACAUCUGGGUGGGUUGUUCUUGCAGAAGAAUUACCUUUGAAACAGCAUUGUGGAGUUGUUCGUGUUACUGCACCUUUGGCUGGCUGUCAUCCAAGGAUUGAUGAUAAGCAUUCAAGAUGGUUGCACCUUCGGAUCCGUCCAUCCACUUUUCCUUCCAUAGAUACCGUUAAAUAUGCUGCUGCCAAAGGAAAGCCCAAGACAAAUGCUUUGGUUGAUGGGAGAUGGACCUUGGCAUUUAGGGAUGAGGAUUCUUGCAAAUCUGCUUUGUCCAUGAUUAUUGAGGAGUUAAAUUUACAGAGCAAUGAGGUGGAGAGAAGACUACAACCUUUACUCGACCUUGAAAUGGCUGUAGAUUUAUCAAACCCUUCUCUGUCCUCACAGCAGGUUUCUUCUUCGAGAACAACAUUGUCAAAUUCUGUGUAAGUUAUUUUAGUCUUUUCAAGUUUCCCGAUAAUAUUUUGCUUUGACAUAUGGGGUGGGAAUAUCCUUUGUGAAACCACCCUUGUGUAUAUGUAUUUGUUUAUACAAGGCAACCCUAGGUACACAAAUGUAGAUUUAGAGCAUGCAUGCAUUUUUAAGGGCCAAUUUUUUGUAUAUUAGCUUCUUUUUUUUUUAUAAUUUUUUUUUUUCAUUUCACUUGUUUUUGUAAGUUUAGCAUUUGUCUUUGCCGCCUCAUUCUUUUAUAGCUUAACCAAGGUGGUUCUUUUUUCUCUUUGUACUUUGUAACCCGGGUAACAUUAAAAUGUAUACUUAAGCUGAAGCAAAAGUUGUAAGUUUUUCGUGCA